ACGGGAUCACCCGCUAAUUACCUUUCUUUCAAAGUUUAGAUUUCUCGGCGAAAGAGGAGAGAGAAAGAAGAGGGAGAGAAAUCUAUUAAAGAGGUUAACAGAUCAAUAAAUGGGUUCAGCUAUCAUUUUGCGUUCCAGUAAUGUUCGAGUUGGUAGAUGUAUAUUUGGUGAGAGUUAUGUUGACUCGAAGCUCAUGAAAGGUCGCAGAUCUAUGUUGCCCAUGCUAAAAAGAAAUGUGAAAAGCUCACUGAUCAUCAAAGUGAGCAACGAACAUGCGGAAUAUCUUCUUGGAGAACGCCACCCACUUGAAGCGAGAGAUCUGGUACUGCCAUUAUUUAUUCACGAAGGUGAUGAUGAUAUCCCGAUAGGAACUGUGCCUGGCUGUUCAAAAUUUGGAUGGAGACACGGGCUUGUUGAUGAGGUUUACAAGGCGAGAGAUGUUGGUAUUAGCCGGUUUGCACUUAUCCCGAAAACUUCUAGUGCUGAAAAGUUAUAUGAGAGAAAUGAAGCAUACCAUGUAAAUGGCCUAGUACCUCAAGCAAUACGUCUUUUGAAGGAUAAGUACCCUGAAAUUGUUAUUUACACUGAUGUUAUGCUGGAUCCUUUUAUCCCUGAUAGGCAUGGUUCUGUACUAUGGAAAGAUGGCUGUACAAGUACAACCUCAGCCAGUAGUUCCCUUAGCUUGCCCAAGGUGGGGAAGGUACCCGCUGCCCUAUAUAAAUUUGGGGUUUUUUUGACAGGACUCGUCUCUAAUGAUGAGAUGGUCAGUCAGUUGUGUGAACAGGCGCUUUGUCUGGCUCGUGCUGGUGCUGAUGUUGUAUGUCCCAGUGGUUCUAUGGAUAGAAGGGUUAAUGUGGGAAUUCGAUCAGCUUUGGAUGAUGAAGGAUUUCAUGAUGUUUCUGUUAUGUCUUGCACUUCAAGGCAUGCGAGCACUUACGCCGCAAUGUUCUAUGACGUUUUGGAUUUAAGCCCGAUUAUUCUUGUUGUCUUUUCUCUUUAUUUCCAUAUUAAUUUGCUCUCUGAACCAAUUUUAUGUGCUUUUUUCCUUUUGUAUAGGUGUGACGAAUCAAUUUAUGGCGAAAACCCUAUCAGAAACGGUGUGAUUGUGGUUGAAGGAGCUGAUAUUCUUAUGGUAAAACCAGGUCAUUCUUUUGUGAAUGUCUUAGAAAGCCUUCGGGCUAAGUUUUCUUUACCAGUUGCUGCAUAUCAGGUGUUUAAUGAGUACUAUGUGAUCAAAGCUUCUCAGGAAGAUGGAUGUGUGAAUGUGGAGAAUGUCAUACAGCGGUACCUGGAACCAAUGAAAUAUUCUGGUGCAGAUAUCAUUUUCUCAUACUUUGCUCGUGAGGCCGCAAGUAUCUUAAGUGGGAUGAAAUGAAGUCAAAUUUAAUUAAGUUAUAAAGUAAGUUGUACCAGCUAUAUGUUGAUAAUAAAUUAUGAGCUUAAUUCUCUUAUAUGAAUAAUAAAUUAGCGUAAUUAUUAGCUUUA
This is a messenger RNA of Asparagus officinalis (garden asparagus), 1485 nucleotides long. RefSeq names its product delta-aminolevulinic acid dehydratase, chloroplastic-like. The record is from RefSeq and is a predicted model, not a curated record. Gene Ontology annotation, molecular function: porphobilinogen synthase activity; zinc ion binding. Gene Ontology annotation, cellular component: cytosol. NCBI's taxonomy places the organism in Eukaryota, Viridiplantae, Streptophyta, Magnoliopsida, Asparagales, Asparagaceae. The transcript is spliced from 13 exons. Gene Ontology annotation, biological process: heme biosynthetic process. The coding region runs from base 110 to 1375 and encodes 421 amino acids.